UUGCUCUUCUACUCCGAGUAGAGUAACGACCUACCGGGAGCGCGCGGUGAUGCUCUUAAGAACGCGAUCAAGAUCCGCGUUUCCUCUCUUUUGCUUACACUACAGAGAGUGUGUUUAUUUGUAAGUAGUGUUGUCAGAGAUAGACUUAUUCAUUCACACACCGCUAUAACCAACAGGACUGGGAUUAUUGGGUUAUCUGCGCUCUGCUGGCUCUGUUACCGCUAUGGGCUCAGUGUGAGUGAAGGGACAAAGUCUUUGGUAUAUAUAUAUGUUUGGCUACUUGUCAGUUUCUCAAAUGCAAACGGAAAUAUGUGGCAAGGCUUCGUCUUACUCUUCACCGGUUUGCUUGGGUUGUGUUCAUGUUCAAGUUUCCCAAGUAACAUCAACAUAGGAGGUUUGUUUCCAACCGACUCCCAUGAAUACGACGUGUUCCGUUUCGCGCUCUCUCAACACAAUGAUGUUCCUAAACUGGUACCCCAAGUGGACAUGGUGGACACGGGGAGCAGCUUUGCCAUGACAUACGCCUUUUGUUCCCAGUUCUCCAAAGGAGUCUACGCCAUCAUCGGCCUUUAUGACAGGAAGACCAUGAACAUGCUGAUGUCAUUCUGUGGCGCUCUACAUGUGUGCUUCGUCACGCCCAGCUUCCCCAUCAAUACCAACAACCAGUUUGUGAUCCAGCUGAGACCUGAGCUCCAGGAUGCUCUGAUCGCCCUUGUCGAGCACUACAAGUGGACCAAGUUCGUCUACAUGUACAGCUCCGACUCAGGUCUGACGGUGUUGCAAAAGAUCUUGGACACAGCUGCUGAAAAGACCUGGCAGGUGACAUCCAUAAACUUUGACACUCUGACAGAGGUGGCGUUCUUGAAAACCAUCCAAGAUCUGGAUGUGAAGAAGGAGUACAGGGUCAUUCUGGACUGUGAGCUGGAGAGACUCAACUCCAUCUUAAACUUGAUUGCGGCACAAAAAAAGAACUUGAAGAACUACCAUUUCAUACUAGCAAACCUGGGAUUUCUGGAUCUUAAUCUCACAGAGUUCAGGAACGGCGGUGCCAAUGUGACAGGCUUCCAGCUCAUGAACUACACAAACCCUACUGUCAGCAGGACAAUACAGCACUGGCUGGAGUUUGACAGUAAAGACUUGAAAAGUCCCAAAAGGAGGCUCAAGUACACUGGAGCGCUUACAUAUGACGGGGUGACUGUCAUGGCCACUGCCUUCCAGAACCUGAGAAAGCAGCACAUUGAUAUAUCUCGCAGGGGGAACGCAGGAGAGUGUCUGGCUAACCCUCCUGCACCCUGGGGCCAAGGCAUUGACAUUCAGAGAGCCCUACAGCAGGUGCAAUUUGAAGGGCUUACAGGACAUAUUCAGUUUAAUGAAAAAGGACAUCGGACCAACUUUACUGUCAGCGUGAUGGAACUUGGCCCAAACGGACCCAAGAAAGUGGGCUACUGGAACCAACGUGAGAAAUACGUGAACACAGCUACUUACAUCAACAUGCUCAAUGAGACGUUUGGACUGCAAAACAGGACCUACAUAGUCACCACCAUCUUGGAGUCUCCAUAUGUGAUGCUGAAGAAGAACCAUGAGCAGCUAGUGGGAAAUGACAAAUAUGAAGGUUAUUGUGUGGAGCUGGCUGCAGAGAUCGCCAAGCACGUGGGCUAUUCCUACAGGCUAGAACUAGUGGGGGACGGAAAGUAUGGAGCCAGAGACUCAGAGACAAUGAUGUGGAAUGGGAUGGUUGGAGAACUAGUGUAUGGCAAAGCAGACGUGGCUGUCGCCCCCCUCACCAUCACUUUGGUCAGAGAGGAGGUCAUUGAUUUCUCCAAGCCCUAUAUGAGCUUAGGUAUAUCUAUCAUGAUCAAGAAGCCCACCAAGUCCAAACCAGGUGUCUUCUCCUUCCUGGACCCAUUGGCGUACGAGAUCUGGAUGUGCAUUGUGUUUGCCUACAUUGGCGUGAGUGUGGUGCUGUUCCUGGUGAGUCGCUUCAGUCCGUACGAGUGGCAUGCAGAUGACGAAGAGGAAGAAACGGAGCAGCAAAACCAAAACCAGAACCGACCACCGUUACCAGAAUCCAACCAGUCGCCAAGCCAGGACGCUCAGAAUCAGAAUCAGAGAGAGGAGAAGCAACCUGAACACACCAAUGAAUUUGGGAUCUUCAAUAGCCUGUGGUUUUCCCUGGGAGCCUUCAUGCAGCAAGGAUGUGAUAUCUCACCAAGAUCUCUCUCUGGUCGUAUAGUUGGAGGUGUGUGGUGGUUCUUCACUCUGAUUAUCAUCUCCUCCUACACGGCCAACCUGGCUGCCUUCCUCACUGUGGAAAGGAUGGUGUCACCCAUCGAGAGUGCUGAGGAUCUGGCUAAGCAAACAGAGAUCGCCUAUGGGACUCUGGAUGGAGGAUCCACCAAAGAGUUCUUCAGGAGAUCAAAGAUUGCAGUUUUUGAGAAGAUGUGGUCCUACAUGAAAUCUGCAGACCCUUCUGUAUUUGUGAAGACGACAGACGAAGGUGUCGUACGGGUGAGAAAGUCCAAAGGGAAAUAUGCUUAUCUGCUGGAGUCCACAAUGAACGAAUACAUCGAGCAGCGCAAGCCAUGUGACACCAUGAAGGUGGGAGGAAACCUGGACUCAAAGGGCUAUGGAAUAGCAACACCCAAAGGAUCUGCCCUGAGAAUCCCCGUAAACCUAGCGGUGUUGAAACUCAAUGAGCAAGCCGUCUUAGACAAACUGAAAAACAAAUGGUGGUACGAUAAGGGGGAGUGUGGAAGCAAGGACUCCGUCAGAAAGGAUAAGACCAGCGCUCUGAGCCUCAGUAAUGUGGCUGGAGUUUUCUACAUUCUGAUUGGUGGGCUUGGGCUGGCCAUGUUGGUAGCCCUGGUUGAGUUCUGUUACAAAUCCAGAAUCGAGUCUCAAAGGAUGAAGCAAAUCAUUGAUGCGGCCAUGCUCAGCCCCACACUGAGUAGGAUGGGCACUGGUGGCGAGAACGGACGUGUGAUGGCCCAUGACUUCCCCAAAUCGGCACAGACUCUGCCCUGUAUGGGCCAGGCAGCUGCCAUGGGCCUCAGCACCACUGGGAUGUAAACGGCCAUCAGCCUCUCUGAGAUAUGGGGACAUCAGGAGAUCGCUGGAAAGAGUGGGAACAAGCAGACACUGCAGCGUACAGCUCACCUGCCACUGAAGUACUGCCAGAUGGAUUCAUGGACACACUCUGGGCUCCAAAUCAAAUUAGAUAAGAGAGAGGAAAAUCACUUUUCUAAUAUUAAGAUGUUUUUGUCUUUUCUUUUGGAACUACUCUGGUGCAAUAAGGAGACCGUGUGUGCGGUGUUUUUGUAUGAGCAUCAUUUUUGACAAAACUGAGAGGUUUUCCUCAAUCUCAUAAAUUACUGACGAUUGAACUGCAGUGUUUCUUUAUUGUCUUGUUUCCCCCAAAUAAUUUCUAACUGUGUUCAUUUUCAUCUGCCUUAUCAUAUAUCUUUGACACACAUCUCUGGAACAUUUUUACCCAGAGUACUCUUCAUCCAUAGUUACAUCAUUAUUUAUCAGAUAGUUUAAGGAAUAGUUCUCCCAAAAAUAAACAUUUGCUGUCUAACAUGUACUUUGAAUGAAUUUGUUUCUUUAUUGGAACAGAUUUGGAAAAUUUUGCAUUACGUCAUUUGCCAAUGGAUCCUCUGCAGUGAAUGGGUGCCAUCAUAAUGAGAGUUCAAAAAAGCUCAAUAAAAAUAUCACAAUAAUCGACAACUAAUCCACAUGAUUCCAGUCCAUCAAUUAAUGUCUUGUGAAGUGAAAAGCUUCAUUAAUUGAUGGACUGGAGUCGUGAUGAAUAUCAUGUGGAUGGUGGCACCCAUUCACUGUAGAAUAUCCAUUGGUGAGCAAGUGAUGUAAUGCUAAAUUUCUCCAAACCUAUUCCAGUGAAGAAAUAAACUCAUCUACUUGAAUGGCCUGAGUUAAUUUUUUGUUAAUUUUCCUUUUUUGGGGUGACCUUAGGGUGAAGUAUGCAAUCUCUGAAAAACAACAAACAAAUAGUCUAAAUUAAACAAAAAAAUUGGGUUAGGAUGCUGACCAAAAAGUGCUUAAUUGCCUUGAGAAAGUAUUCAUAAAUAUUUCACGUUUUAUGUUGCUGCCUUUUGUUAACCUGCUUUAAAUGUUUUCCCACAUCAAUCUACACUCCGUACACCAAACUGACAAAGCAAUAACAGAAUUGUCACAAAUUCAUAUGUUUAUUAAAAUGAAAAAAAAAAAUGAAAUAAGUACAUUGCAUAAGUAUUCAUACCCUUAGCUACAUAUAUUGUCUUUUUUUGUUUGAUUCAACAAACUUUGCUCAUCAUUGGCAAUUAUCUGCCAUCCUUCUCCAGAAAUAUUUGACUGGGUUCAAUCCCAGGCUCUGGCUGGACCACUCAAAGACAUUCACAUUCACACAUUGUCCUGCUGGAAGGUUCUGGAAGAAUGCUCUAGACUAGGUUUUGAUUAACACAUCUCAUCUCAAUAUUUUGAUGCAUUGAGUGUUCCUUCUACUUUGAUGAGUCCCUCAGUCCCUGCUGCUGGAAAACAGCCCCACUUCAAACUUCUUCCAUUAAGGGGGUAAUGGUUACAUUAUUCUGUGAACCUUCAAUGAAGCAGAACCCUUUUCUGAACUCUUUUCCAGGUUUGCGUGGCCUGACGUAAACCUGUUUCUGAGCUUUUUGUCCCCAGGGCUUGGUUUUUGCUCUGAUAUGCAUUAUAAGCUGUUAUACCUAUUAUUAAGACAUGACAUCUGCCUUUCUAAAUCAUACCCAUUCAGUUGAAUUUGUCACAGGUUAAUUUCACGUAAAGUGUAGUAACAUUUACAAGUAAUAUAAAUGCCCCUGAGCUAAAUUCUCAAAUUUAAAGCAGUUUAACAUAAGGCAGUAACAUAAAAAAAAAACUUUUGCAAGGCACUGUAUACAGAUGGUGCAUAUAAAUCUGGUAAUAGAAAAAGUAUUUUAAAGGGACAGUACACCCAACAUUGGAAAUUUAUUCACCCACAUCUUGUUCCAAACCUGUAUUACCUUUUUUGUGAACUGUAAAAGAAUAUAUUUUGAAAAAUGUCUCUCCACACCCCAUCCCAUCUCCAGUGACUUGUCAUUGUAUGAAAGAAGAAAUUUUUUUUUUGAAACAUUAUUUUGCAGAAACUAAAAAUAUAUUAAUAUGUUCCGCAAAAGAAAGAAAACCAUACAGGUUUGGAAGGUGAGUAAAUGAUGUCAGAAUUUUUAUAUAAAAUUUUAUAAUUAAAAUAAUAAUAAAAAACUACACUUCACCUUUUAGAAACGAUUAUGAAUGGAAUGAAAGUUUGUUUGAUGUCGUCAAAUGAAAAGCAAGGAAGAAUGCUAACAUCAGUGUGUCUUCAAAUGUCUUCCUUUCCAACCAGUUUGAUUGGUGAGCCAAGGUGACUUCUUCCAUAGGUUUGGAGAGGCUUGUCAUAGUUACUCCUUUAGCUCAGUCUCACACUUCACUUAUGAACACUUUGGAUCAAUCACCAUUUCCCAAUCCAUGCUCAAUUAAUGCUGCUCGAUAGAGUCUGUGAAUUAAAGAUGAGAAAGAAGAGGGGGUCGUAGACUAUGCAGGCAGCUCUGCUUUUUUGGUUUACUGUUCUGUCACUUCGGUUCUGUCUCCCUUUCUUGGUUUACAUGACAUUUUUCUGUUGAAGUAGCUGAUGAUAUGUAUAAUGCAUCAUUCCCACACUGAAGCGCUAAUGACGUCACUGUACACA
Carassius gibelio (silver crucian carp) is the source of this 5713-nucleotide messenger RNA. RefSeq names its product glutamate receptor 1-like. Gene Ontology annotation, biological process: modulation of chemical synaptic transmission; synaptic transmission, glutamatergic. The record is from RefSeq and is a predicted model, not a curated record. The transcript is spliced from 16 exons. The coding region runs from base 310 to 3069 and encodes 919 amino acids. Lineage: Eukaryota; Metazoa; Chordata; Actinopteri; Cypriniformes; Cyprinidae. Gene Ontology annotation, molecular function: AMPA glutamate receptor activity; transmitter-gated monoatomic ion channel activity involved in regulation of postsynaptic membrane potential. Gene Ontology annotation, cellular component: plasma membrane; postsynaptic membrane; AMPA glutamate receptor complex.